GCUGACCCAAGGUGAGGACGGGCACGUGCUCCUCUCUGCGUCUCCGUCGCCCAGCUCAGUGCCUGCACACACCGUUCCACGGACGCUGGGUUCCCCGACAAGAUGGCAGCCAAGCAGCCUCCCCCUCUCAUGAAGAAGCACAGCCAGACGGACCUUGUGAGCCGCCUGAAGACCCGCAAGAUCCUGGGCGUGGGCGGGGAGGACGACGACGGGGAGAUCCACCGCUCCAAGAUCAGCCAGGUCUUGGGCAAUGAAAUCAAGUUUACUGUUCGGGAACCUCUGGGGCUGAGGCUGUGGCAGCUUGUUUCCGCCGUGCUCUUCUCCGGCAUUGCCAUCAUGGCUCUCGCCUUCCCCCACCAGCUCUAUGACGCCGUCUUCGAUGGAGCCCAGGUGACCAGCAAGACCCCCAUCCGCCUCUAUGGUGGCGCCCUCCUCAGCAUCUCCCUGAUCAUGUGGAACGCGCUCUACACGGCGGAGAAGGUCAUCAUCCGGUGGACUCUGCUCACCGAAGCCUGCUACUUCGGGGUACAGUUCUUGGUGGUCACUGCCACGCUGGCCGAGACGGGCCUCGUGUCCACGGGGACCCUGCUGCUCCUGGCGAGCCGCCUCCUUUUCGUCGCCAUCAGCAUUUACUACUAUUACCAAGUUGGCCGGAAACCCAAGAAAGUCUAGCCUCCCGCCGGGCCGGGGCCCCUCUGCGCAGGGAGGCCCUGGGGCCUCAGUUUCCCUUUUGUUCUUGGACGCCCGGAAGG
Ceratotherium simum simum (southern white rhinoceros) is the source of this 752-nucleotide messenger RNA. It is a transcript of the gene TP53I11, whose product is annotated as tumor protein p53 inducible protein 11. Lineage: Eukaryota; Metazoa; Chordata; Mammalia; Perissodactyla; Rhinocerotidae. The record is from RefSeq and is a predicted model, not a curated record.